GUACAUACGUGACUAUCGAUUAUCCGGUGGAGCAAUCUGAUGAAAUUUUGUGCACAUUUUAAUAAGAUUUUCUCGAGAAAAACACUUCAUUAAUCAUCAUUGUCGAACAGAAUAGGAUGCCCGCGGACUUGGCUGAUUUAACCAUAAGCGCCCUCUUCACCUCUGAGAAGAGUGGCAGCGACGAGUCUGGAGAUGGCAGCGAGGCCAAGCCUUAUAAGAGCAUCUUGCAGGCGAUGCGCCAUGCCGGCAAGGAGCCGUUCCCGACCAUCUACGUGGACAGCAAGGACCCGAACGCCGCGGAGGCUUUUGAGCCUGCUGCCAAGUCCCAGCUGAAAAAGAUCCAGAAGCUGUUCGUGCGUGAGGGACACAAGAACGCCGAAAAGCAGCAGCGUGAGGCUGGGGAUGCCGAGAAGCGCCAGCAGAACCUUGAGGAGGCGCGCAAGGUUAAGAUCUCGGAGGACCCCAGCUGGCCCGUGGCCCGCAAAAUCCGCAUCAUGGAGGGAACCGACAACCGUGGCUCUCGAGUUAAGGUCUAUGGCUGGGUGCAUCGCCUGCGCCGCCAGGGCAAGGCUCUGAUCUUCAUCACGCUGAGGGAUGGCACUGGGUUCCUGCAGUGCGUGCUCAACGACCAGCUCUGCCAGACGUACGACGCUCUCACCCUGAGCACCGAGAGCACUGUGGUGCUGUUUGGCACCCUGAAGCUGGUCCCGGAGGGCAAGUCCGCACCUGGGGGCCAUGAGCUCAAUGUUGACUACUGGGAGUUGAUUGGACUAGCGCCACCGGGUGGCGCCGACGCUAUACUGAACGAGGAGGCGCAGCCGGAUGUGCAGCUGGACAACCGGCACAUCAUGAUCCGUGGCGAGAACACCUCCAAGGUGCUUAAGAUGCGGUCUGUGGUGAUGCAGGCCUUCCGGGCGCACUAUUUCGCACGUGGCUACAAUGAGGUGACGCCUCCCACAUUGGUGCAGACCCAGGUGGAGGGCGGCUCCACGCUGUUCAAGCUUCAAUACUUCAGUGAGGAGGCCUAUCUCACGCAGAGCUCGCAACUGUAUCUGGAGACCUGUCUCCCGGCACUGGGUGAUGUCUUCACCAUUGCACAGAGCUAUCGGGCGGAGCAGAGCCGCACGCGCCGUCAUCUGGCCGAGUACACACACAUCGAGGCAGAGUGUCCCUUCCUCACUUUUGACGACCUUUUGGAUCGGCUGGAGGACCUCGUUUGCGACGUGGUCGAUCGUGUGCUGAAGUCCCCAUGGGGCCAUCUUGUAAAGGAGCUGAACCCCGACUUUAAGCCGCCGACGAAGCCCUUCCGCCGCAUGAACUAUUCCGAUGCCAUCAAAUGGCUGAAGGAGAACAACGUGACCAAGGAUGAUGGCACUUUCUACGAGUUUGGCGAGGACAUUCCAGAGGCCCCCGAGCGCAAGAUGACCGAUGCCAUCAACGAACCCAUAAUGCUGUGUCGCUUUCCGGCCGAGAUCAAAUCGUUCUACAUGUCGCGCUGCCCGGAGGAUAAAACUCUUACCGAAAGCGUAGACGUGCUGCUUCCCAAUGUUGGCGAAAUCGUCGGCGGGUCCAUGAGGAUCUUCGACAGCGAGGAGCUGCUCAAGGGCUAUCAGCGCGAGGGCAUCGACCCCAAGCCCUAUUACUGGUACACCGAUCAACGCAUCUACGGAACGCUGCCUCAUGGCGGCUAUGGUCUGGGACUGGAGCGCUUCCUCUGCUGGCUGCUCAACCGCUACCACAUUCGCGAGGUUUGCCUCUAUCCACGUUUCCUCGACAGAUGCAAGCCCUAAGCAUUUGCUAUCCAUCUAGCGCCAGCAUUUAUAAAAAUAGUCCUCGAACUCGACUAUUUUCAGCUUCAGCUCUAAUCAUAGAAACCUAUCUGUAUCCAAAAUAUCCUCAAUAAAGGCAGCGCCUAUGCUUGAUCAGAA
Messenger RNA from Drosophila obscura, 1928 nucleotides. RefSeq names its product asparagine--tRNA ligase, cytoplasmic. Gene Ontology annotation, molecular function: nucleic acid binding; asparagine-tRNA ligase activity; ATP binding. The record is from RefSeq and is a predicted model, not a curated record. Lineage: Eukaryota; Metazoa; Arthropoda; Insecta; Diptera; Drosophilidae. Bases 117 to 1790 code for a protein of 557 amino acids. Gene Ontology annotation, biological process: asparaginyl-tRNA aminoacylation. Gene Ontology annotation, cellular component: cytoplasm. The transcript is spliced from 2 exons.